Molecule: messenger RNA, 969 nt
Organism: Cavia porcellus (domestic guinea pig)
Lineage: Eukaryota; Metazoa; Chordata; Mammalia; Rodentia; Caviidae
Gene: Timp1
Product: TIMP metallopeptidase inhibitor 1
Exons: 6
Coding region: 168-782 (204 amino acids)
Biological process (GO): response to hormone; negative regulation of membrane protein ectodomain proteolysis; response to cytokine
Cellular component (GO): extracellular matrix
Molecular function (GO): protease binding; metalloendopeptidase inhibitor activity
Source: RefSeq, a predicted model, not a curated record
GCUUCUUGUGCUGGGGUGGGCGGAUGAGUAAUGCAUCCAGGAAGCCUGGAGGCCUGUGAUUUCCGCGCCAACCCCGCCCCUCUCGCGUGGACAUUUAUCCUCUCCUGCUCCGGCCCUGCCGCCAUCGCCGCAGAUUCCGCGCCUAGAGACACACCGGAGAAUCCACCAUGGCCCCCUUUGUGCCCCUGGCUUCUGGCAUCCUGUUGUUGCUGUCACUGAUAGACACCAGCAGGGCCUGCACCUGUGCCUCACCCCACCCGCAGACAGCCUUCUGCAACUCUGACUUCGUCAUAAGGGCCAAGUUCAUGGGAACCACAGCAAUCAACAUGACCACCUUUCACAAGCGUUAUGAGAUCAAAGUGACCAAGAUGUUCAAAGGAUCGGAUGCCUUGGGACAUGCCAACGACAUCCGGUUCCUCUACACCCCCGCCAUGGAGAGCCUCUGCGGGUACUUCCACCCGUCCCAGAACCGCAGUGAGGAGUUUCUCGUCGCUGGACAACUGCGAGCCGGCAACUUGCAUGUCACCACCUGCAGUUUCGUGGUUCCCUGGCACAGUCUGUCCUCCUCUCAGCAGAAGGGCGUCACCAAGACUUACUCUGCUGGCUGUGGGGCAUGCACAGUGAGUGCCUGGGCUCUGAGAUCCUCUGCCUGGAGACUGUUCUUGGGACUGUACCUGAAACCACAGGCUUGUUCUUUCGGUGUUUCCCUGUUCAUCUAUCCCUUGCAAAUUGUUGAGCGACACUCACUGCUUAUGGACAGACAUGCUCCUGAGUGGUUCUGACAAGGGCUUCCAGAGCCGCCACCUUGCUUGCCUGCCACAGGAAUCCGGGAUGUGCACCUGGCAGUCUCUACGGACCAAGACACACUGAAUGAAGCUUACCCCUUCUGGCACCUGAAGCUUUCAUGGUGUUUACUCCUUUCCACUCUCUUUCCCCCAAAUGGUGAAAUAAAAGAAUUGUCAUUUAGCA